Suillus paluster is the source of this 1972-nucleotide messenger RNA. Its product is annotated as pseudouridine synthase. Gene Ontology annotation, biological process: mRNA pseudouridine synthesis; tRNA pseudouridine synthesis. The record is from RefSeq and is a predicted model, not a curated record. The transcript is spliced from 10 exons. The coding region runs from base 67 to 1788 and encodes 573 amino acids. Gene Ontology annotation, molecular function: RNA binding; pseudouridine synthase activity. Gene Ontology annotation, cellular component: nucleus. NCBI's taxonomy places the organism in Eukaryota, Fungi, Basidiomycota, Agaricomycetes, Boletales, Suillaceae.
AUCGAAUCGAACGAAGAUCACCAUAAGCGGUAUCUUCUACAUCCCGCGAAAAUCGAAUUCGAUCAGAUGUUAAGACUCCUUCAGUACACCCUCCAUCGUGCACCACUACUGAACUUGCGCACAAGGAACAUAUACGUAAUGUAUGAGCUGCACGACUCGAACCAGUCACAUUCUCCCCCUGCCAAACGACCUAUCACCAAAGUGCCAGCAGGGAGCUCAGAGCACUUCAAACGCGCGAAGAUCGAACACGAGGAGCCCGAGAAGAUACUACAUCCAUCCGAACACGCAGAGAGCCCCUCCGACACUCCCGCCGCCGAUACGAAGCGGGGCAAGCGGGAUGCAGCAGGCUGGGCGAAAUCCAGGCGAGGGAAGGCGAAAGACACGAAGAACAAGGGGCGUAGGCGAGGGACGCGUGAUCAGGAGAAGGAGGGUGAGAGAGAGGGUGAGGAGCAAAGCCCUCGGGCCCCCCGCUUGCCUAAGAGACAAAGCGCGUUGCUUAUCGGGUUCUGCGGGACGGGGUGCAAUGGAAUGCAAAUACAACCCGACGUGCGGACGAUCGAAGGUGUCCUGUUCGACGCACUCGUGCGUGCUGGCGCAGUUUCAUCAGACAACGCGGACGACCCCGUGAAGGUAAAUCUAGGGCGCGCAGCUCGCACCGAUGCAGGAGUUCACGCGGCUGGCAACCUGGUGUCUAUGAAACUGAUCACCGCGAUUCCUGGGGUGGAAGACUUCGUGGCACGUAUAAAUGAAGAACUCCCACCAGAGAUUCGUGUUUGGGGCUCAGUUCGCGUGCAAAACUCGUUCAAUGCUCGCAUGUCUUGCGACAGCCGCAAGUAUACCUACUUCUUCCCCUCAUACCUCCUUAUCCCUCCAAAGCCGGGAUCCGGAUUUCAGCGUGCAUAUGAACAGCAUGCACAGUCCAUGCAGGGUGUCAUCCCUCUUGAUGCUUCCGCUCACCCCUUCUGGAGUGCACCUGAAUCUCGUUGUUCCAGCUCUAUGGAUGAUCUCGUACGCAAGCGCUCAUGGAGGAUCAGUGCAGAGCAGGUAGAGGUCAUCCGUCAAACCGCAAAAAAGUUCGAAGGGACGCAUAACUUCCAUAAUUUUACUGUUGGACGCGAGUUCGGAGAUCGUAGUAACCAGCGGCAUAUGUGGAAGCUUGAGAUAUCUGAUCCUGCGGUCUAUGGAGACACCGAGUGGAUAAGUAUCCUCUUCCAUGGGCAGAGCUUUAUGUUGCAUCAGCGCAAAAUGAUGACCGCUCUUGUCUUGUCUUGUAGGACAGGUACACCGAGUCAAGUCAUCGACGAGCUAUACGGGCCGCGCAUAGUCAUGGUCCCAAAGAUGCCUGCUCUUGGUCUCUUGCUGGAGUACCCAAUAUUUGAUUCAUAUAACAAGAAGAUCACUUCGAUCAACGAGAAACUCGAGCCUUCUCAUCCAGAGUACCGACCCGAAAUUGAUUUCGAACAACAUCGACAGUCUAUCGAUGCAUUCAAACAGAUCUAUAUUUACGACAAUAUGCGGGGCAUUGAGGACCGUGACGGGGUCUUUGAUGCCUGGGUGCGAUCUAUCGACACGUAUGGAGGUGAUGAUUUGCUGUAUUUGAAUCCGAAAGGUAUCAUUCCCGCCGCUGCCGUCAUAAAGAAGGGAGAAAAGAGAGACAAUCCAUUCAAGGAGAAAAGAAGGUUUGAUCUGACGAGUUUCCCUGAUAAACAAGGAACCCCGACUGUAGAAGACGACGAGGAGACUGAGAGCAAACUGAACAAAUCUCACCUGGAGGACAUGGAAGGCUGACUAGUAGUUCGCCAUUGUGUUUCCUAUCUUUGAUUCUUAUAUCAUUUAUAAGUUUGCACAAUUGGUAUCUCAAGGACGCAAAAAGCGAGGGCCAGCCGCGGGGAAUAUUAUGCGAGGUGCACGCGGUGGCGGCAAAUUGGCUAAAAAUUCCAGUGAAAGAAGAGUUGGGGCAUUUAGAGUUGCC